AGGUCAAAUUUAAACCCAACCCUGGUAAUAAAGCCUCCCAUGUUCACCUUAAACUGCAGCGUGGAUGCGUUACCUUCAUUGUCUCACCGAUUGCUGCAAGUGACAGGAAAGAUUUUUAUUUUUACCAGCAACGAUCAGCGCACUUUACUAAUUAUUUUAGAUUCUGACACCAAAAAUGGAAUUACCAGCGGCCAACAAUGGUGUUCACUUGGCUGCGUACAGAUCUAACCUCCCACUGUCUGUGCUUAAUGGUAAGACAAAUGGAGGGUUUGAUGAGUCAGAGUAUUCUCAGGCCUACGGUGAUAGCAGCAGUGUAACGUCCCAUGCACCUGGUGCUCUCACUGGCUACGAGACUAUAGAUGCCCCACCACACUAUGACUUCUACACCAACACUCAGGUACUGGGCCGACGGAGACGCUCCAGACCAUCGCUGUACCAGCUGCACGCCAACCCUGAGGAUGACUCCAGACCUCCCCUAUAUGAGGAGACAACAGGUGGACGGAUGGAUGACGACAGUUCUGAGGAAGAGGAGGAUGAGCAAACUGAAGCACUAUCCGAACCCACUCGUUUUGGCUGGGUACAGGGCGUCAUGAUUCGCUGCAUGUUAAACAUCUGGGGAGUGAUCUUGUACCUGAGGCUGCCCUGGAUCACAGCUCAAGCUGGUAUCGGUAUGACUUGGGUGAUUAUCCUACUGUCCGCUUGUAUAACUGGGAUCACUGGGCUUUCGACCUCAGCCAUAGCCACCAAUGGCAAAGUUAAAGGAGGCGGGACCUACUUCCUGAUUAGUCGCAGCCUCGGCCCAGAACUUGGUGGCUCCAUCGGUUUGAUCUUUGCCUUCGCCAACGCUGUAGCUGUGGCCAUGCACACUGUGGGCUUUUCUGAGACUGUCACCGACCUCAUGAGUGAGCAUGGAGCUGUCAUGGUGGACAAAACCAACGACAUCCGCAUCAUUGGUAUCAUCACUGUCACAUGUCUGCUGGGCAUCUCAAUGGCUGGUAUGGCGUGGGAGUCAAAGGCUCAGAUACUGUUUUUCCUGGUCAUUAUGGUGUCAUUUGCCAGUUACAUCGUUGGAACGAUCAUGCCAGCUUCACAAGAGAAACAAGCCAAAGGUUUCUUUGGCUACAGAGGAGAUAUCUUCGCAGUCAAUUUUGUGCCGGACUGGCGGGGGCCCGGGGGCAGCUUUUUUGGCAUGUUCUCCAUCUUCUUCCCUUCUGCUACGGGCAUCCUAGCAGGAGCCAACAUCUCUGGAGACCUGAGGAAUCCAACUGUGGCUAUACCUCGAGGGACACUGAUGGCGAUAUUCUGGACUACAAUUUCCUACCUGAUCAUUUCUGCAACCAUUGGCUCCUGUGUUGUUCGGGAUGCGUCUGGCUCGAUGAAUGACACGCUGCCAUCGUCCAUUGAGUCCUGCGUUGGUUUACCCUGUCAGUAUGGCUGGGACUUCACAGCAUGCGCCACUAAUAACACCUGCAACUUCGGCAUCAGUAACUACUAUCAGUCACUCAGCAUGGUAUCAGCCUUCUCCCCGCUCAUCACUGCUGGUAUUUUUGGAGCUACUCUGUCCUCUGCUUUGGCCUGCCUGGUGUCGGCUCCCAAAGUCUUCCAGUGUCUCUGUAAGGACCAUCUUUACCCUCUCAUUGGCUUCUUUGGCAAAGGUUAUGGAAAAAACAAUGAACCGCUCAGAAGCUACCUGCUCACAUACCUCAUAGCUUCCUGCUUCAUCAUCAUUGCCGAGUUGAACACCAUCGCACCCAUCAUCUCCAACUUCUACCUGUGCUCCUAUUCUCUGGUCAACUUCAGCUGCUUCCAUGCCUCCAUCACCAAUUCACCAGGUUGGCGUCCGUCCUUCAGGUUCUACAGUAAGUGGCUCUCUCUGCUGUGUGCCGUGAUUUGUUUGGUGAUCAUGUUCCUGCUGACUUGGUGGGCAGCUCUUAUUGCCAUCGGUGUUGUCAUGUUCUUCCUGGGAUACACACUGUACAAAAAGCCAGAGGUGAACUGGGGCUCAUCGGUGCAGGCGAGCUCCUACAACUUGGCUUUGACUCAUUGUGUGGGCCUGAACCUUGUGGAGGACCACGUCAAAAACUACAGGCCCCAGUGUUUGGUGCUGACCGGACCUCCCAGCAGUCGUCCGGCCCUCGUGGAUCUCGUCAACUGUUUCACGAAAAAUCUCAGCCUCAUGAUGUGUGGAAAUGUGGUCACAGCCUGCUCGUCUCCAUCAGUUUUAGAAAAGGCGAGCAGCAACAGUCACGUGUUCUGGCUGAACCAAAGGAAGAUCAAGUCGUUCUACAGAGGAGUGGUGGCUGAAGAGCUCAGAUCUGGGGUUGCCAUGCUGCUGCAGGGGGCAGGUUUGGGUCGGAUCAAGCCAAACGUUCUGGUGUUGGGUUUCAAAAAAGCCUGGCGCAGUGACUCACCUAUGGCUGCUCACAACUACACAGGAAUCCUACAUGAUGCGUUUGAUCUGCAGUACAGUGUGUGCAUGCUGAGAACAAAAGAAGGGUUAGAUAUGUCUACUACUACUACAACAACUACUACUACUCCUCUGUCUCAGCAUGUAAAUGAAAGUUUUGACACGGGACCAGACAGUAUAAGCACCAUCUCUACCCCUUCACUUAUUCGAACCAGCGUUACAUCUUCUGUCACUAUUGAACCUGAGCCUCAGCCCAGUACCGUUUUCCAGAAAAAACAGGGGAAGAAGACUAUUGAUGUGUACUGGCUGGCUGACGAUGGAGGUCUGACUCUGCUGCUGCCGUACCUGCUGACCCGCAGGAAGCGCUGGGCCAGGUGUAAAGUCCGAGUGUUUGUGGGAGGAGAAACGGACAAAAAGGAGGAGCAGAAGGAGGAGGUUUUGUCACUCAUCAAGAAGUUUCGUCUUGGUUUUCACGAUGUUGAAGUACUUCCUGACAUCUACCAGAGUCCUCAGCCCGUGAACGUCCAUCACUUUGAAAACAUGAUCCGACGCUUCAAGCUGGAAUCCAACCCAAAACAGGAGUCUGACUCUGGACCGCCGAGACAGCAGAAUGCCCCCUGGAUGAUCACAGAACAGGAUUUAGACAGAAACAUGGCCAAGUCUCUCCGUCAGAUCCGUCUGAAUGAGGUUCUGCAGGAUUACUCCAGAGACGCUGCUCUUAUCGUGAUCACCAUGCCGGUGGCAAGGAGAGGAGUGUGUCCCAGUUCUCUCUACAUGGCCUGGCUCGACAUCUUGUCUCGGGAUCUUAGACCCCCAGUACUGAUGGUCCGAGGAAACCAGGAAAGCGUUUUAACAUUCUACUGCCAAUAAAACGUAUCUUUGAGUUUGUUGUUGAUACAAUGAAGCAAAUCUGA
Molecule: messenger RNA, 3321 nt
Organism: Nematolebias whitei (Rio pearlfish)
Lineage: Eukaryota; Metazoa; Chordata; Actinopteri; Cyprinodontiformes; Rivulidae
Gene: slc12a3
Product: solute carrier family 12 member 3
Exons: 26
Coding region: 176-3277 (1033 amino acids)
Biological process (GO): chloride ion homeostasis; sodium ion transmembrane transport; potassium ion homeostasis
Cellular component (GO): membrane
Molecular function (GO): sodium:potassium:chloride symporter activity
Source: RefSeq, a predicted model, not a curated record